GCGGCGGCAUCUCCGGCUGCACCACCUAUCUCUUCUUAAAAAAGCACCUCCCGACUAGCAUCGAAAGCAUCACAAUCUACGAAGCCUACGCGACACCUCACUCCCCAGACCCCUCAUCUGAACCAGCCACUGCAAAUGCACCCCCAACCCCAGUAAUCGGCGGCGGACUCGCCCUCGCACCCAACGGACUCGGCGUCCUCUCUCGUCUCGACCCCUCCCAAUCCCUGGUCAAAGAUAUCGCACGAUCAGGGUACGCGAUCAGUACUAUGGCAAUGAAGACGAAGAGCGGAGCGCUGCUGGCGGAGAUGGACGCGGCGUCGUCUCCUAUGCUGGUGCCGGAUGCGUUUCUCUCCCCUGGCACUCGCUCUGACGCGGAGUCUGGUCCGAAAUACUCGGAUGAAAACCGUCCUAAACUGCGAAUGAAUACUAUAGCGAGUAGUCGACACGCGCUGUGGGGGUCUUUGCGGGCGAGAGUGCCAGAUGAAGAUGUGGUGAAUAGGAGGGUGAGGCGGGUGAUUCCAAGGGCUGAUGGGUUGAAUGUUGUUCAGUUUGAGGGUGAGGGUGAAGGUGUAGAGCAGGUGGAGGUGGAUCUGGUGAUUGGAGCGGAUGGGUUGAGGAGCGUUACGAGACGGGGGAUGUUUUCCAAGUCUAAAGAGGGUGAGGAUGAGGAGUAUGAAUAUGGACCGAGAUAUGAAGGCCUCAUCGGCAUCGGCGGCUUCACAACCCUGUCUCCCUCUCUAAAAGAGCACCUAAAACCAGGAACAAUGUCCCUCCUCUUCAGCGGCAACGGCUUCUUCGGCUACUACCCCAGCUCUUCUCCACCCUCACCCAAUUCAGGAACAGUAUCCUCAUCACCAUACACCCUAACCCCCCCAUCCACCACCCUAACCUGGUGGUCCACCUACGCACACCCCUCCCCACCACCGACUCCAUCAACCAUCUCCCUCUCCUCCAUAAACGCAGACCUAAAGUCCCGGCACAGCGCCUGGACCGACCCAAUCAUCCAAUCCAUCCUGUCCUCUCUCAGCGUGCAGAAUAUCUAUCCGACAUGGACAUCGCCCGUUCUGCCGACGUGGGAGGCACACGGGGUGGUUCUUGUAGGCGAUGCGGCGCACGCGUUGCCUUCCACGAGCGGGCAGGGCGCGAGUAUGGGGGUUGAGGAUGCGGAGUGUUUUUCCUUGUUUCUUGUCCAUUCUCU
Messenger RNA from Aspergillus steynii IBT 23096, 1198 nucleotides. Its product is annotated as FAD-dependent monooxygenase. The annotation marks the transcript as partial. Gene Ontology annotation, molecular function: FAD binding; monooxygenase activity. The transcript has 2 exons. NCBI's taxonomy places the organism in Eukaryota, Fungi, Ascomycota, Eurotiomycetes, Eurotiales, Aspergillaceae. The record is from RefSeq and is a predicted model, not a curated record.